This is a messenger RNA of Gastrolobium bilobum, 813 nucleotides long. Its product is annotated as spindle and kinetochore-associated protein 1 homolog. Lineage: Eukaryota; Viridiplantae; Streptophyta; Magnoliopsida; Fabales; Fabaceae. The record is from RefSeq and is a predicted model, not a curated record. The transcript has 9 exons. Gene Ontology annotation, molecular function: microtubule binding. Gene Ontology annotation, cellular component: mitotic spindle; outer kinetochore; spindle microtubule. Bases 1 to 813 code for a protein of 270 amino acids. Gene Ontology annotation, biological process: cell division; mitotic cell cycle; regulation of microtubule polymerization or depolymerization.
AUGAAUGCGAAGAAAGCCGGGUCAUCAUUGGAGUCAUUGAUGUCUUCCUUCAAUGCUCGCAUAAAUCAGCUUCAAGAGCUUGUCAUUGCAAGAAACAUGUAUCCGGCGAGCAGCAUCGCCGAUCUAUCGGCGGUGGAUGCUGCGGUGAGUACCAUGGAGCUUCAGGUGCAGGCUAUCAAGGACCGCUUGCGCGAAGAGACAGAAGCCAUUCCCAAAACCAAGAAACUGAUUAAUGCAUCUCUGCGGCAGCAAAAGAAACUGCAGAAUAUGUCUCUUCACGUUCCCUCCCAAAUGGCUGAUAGGAUGACAAUGUUAAAUUCGGAAACUAGUAGAUGUUUGUUUCCUGAAUUUUCUGGACAGGAUUCUGGAUCAUUUGAGACUUUGAAACUUGAAGAGGAGCCUGCAGCAAUACCUAAGGAGAAAAAGGGUCGUGGUUCUCCACCAAUGUGGUAUGUUACAGGAAGUGAAUUAGACUCCUUGUCAUCAUACAUGAGAGGUAGGCUUACUCUAGAGAAGGUGAACGCAGCAAUCAAUGAUAUGGCAUCUUAUGCUGAAACAAAUGCUCAACUUAUCGCAGCUCCGAAGAAGAAGUUGGCAGAAAAUCUUUGGGAAAAAGCCCUGGAAAUAAGAGAUAUUGCUACCAUGGAAGGGAUAAAGGGAAAACACUUUUUUGUUGAAGCUGACAUAAAAGGACCAGCACUCAAACUUGACAACACUGGAAAAGCAAUCUUGACGGUUCUUCGUCACCUUGGCCGCAUUAAUGAGACUCGUGUUGGACAUCAUCGUGUUAUCAUUCUACAAAAGCCUCACUAA